AUGACAACGACAAAAGCUCCGUUGAGUACAUUUCAAACAAACUACACUGUUCCACGCAUUCAAGCACAGACAGGAACAGGUGUACAAGAGGGUCUUACAAGUUCGCUCAUAGUGACUACGGCCAUGACGUUGGGAACAUUCGGCAUGGGCAUCACAGGAACAUGUUGGAGCUGGGACGUCUCAUCGUUCCAGGAGCUGAAACUACGCUUAGAAAGACGUGCCAACAACGAAACUGUGGUGACAAAUAUGCCUCUCGAUAAGAGCAGUCAGCAGGUAGUGGACGCCCUGGUCGAGCCACAGAAUCAGUCCUUUUGUAAAUAG
This is a messenger RNA of Saccharomyces eubayanus, 321 nucleotides long. RefSeq names its product Iai11p (gene IAI11). The record is from RefSeq and is a predicted model, not a curated record. The coding region runs from base 1 to 321 and encodes 106 amino acids. Gene Ontology annotation, cellular component: mitochondrion. The transcript is spliced from 2 exons. Lineage: Eukaryota; Fungi; Ascomycota; Saccharomycetes; Saccharomycetales; Saccharomycetaceae.